AUAAUGCAUCACUCUUUGCAGCAAUGCAUCUUGGGACGAAGAAGGUGUAGUUGUAAUGUCUUAUAAGUCCUUGAACGUGAUAUGAAAUUUUCUUUUGAAAUUGAAGUAAUCAUACUGGAGAAUACUUGUUGGUAAAACAUUUUCAAGAUAGCAACAACGAGGCCGUGUGGGAGAAGACACAGUGUUGCAAAAUGGGGACCGAUAAAAGGAUUAGUCGAACAGAGCGAAGUGGCAGAUAUGGUUCCGACCAGCCUCGUGAUGAAUUGGACUGGCGUGAUAGAAGAGACCGAGAUCAGGAGCGCGAUCAUAACAUGCGCCGCUGGGGAGACGAGAGGCGCGGUGAUCGCUACGAUGGAGAGCGCAGGGGAUCACGAGACAGUCCUGAGCAAAGAGAAAGAAAGCGACGCAACAGUGAUAGGUCAGAAGAUGGUUACCACUCUGAUGGUGACUACCCAGAUCAGGACUACAGAAGGGAGCCUGGUGAUGAGAAGAAGAGCAAAACCAUAAUGCUGUGGGGUCUUUCUCCUCACAUUACAGAGGAAGAUAUCCGUUUGGCUAUUGACCAAUUGGAGGGACCUCAGCCAGUGGAUGUCAGGCUGAUGAAGAAAAAAACAGGUAUAAGCCGUGGUUUCGCCUUCGUGGACUUUUAUCACUUGCAAGAUGCUACCCGGUGGAUGGAGACCAAUCAGAAACGUCUGAUCAUUCAAGGCAAAAAUGUGGACAUGCACUACAGUCAUCCCCGAAACAAGUAUGAAGAUUGGCUUUGCAACACCUGUGGCCUGUACAAUUUCCGGAGGAGGCUGAAGUGCUUCAGGUGCGGAGCAGCCAAAGCAGAAACUGAAACUGGUGGUAAUACUGGAGUCUCUGAGAGUCAGAACGGUGGAGAAUUCUAUGGAGACACCAUCAUUCUUAGAAAUAUUGCUCCCAUGACGACUGUGGAAGCCAUAAUGUCAGCUCUAGCGCCCUACGCUAAUCUGUCAUCUAACAACAUUCGCCUAAUCAAAGACAAGCAGACGGGCCAGAACCGAGGCUUUGCCUUUGUACAGCUGUCCUCUCCUCUGGAGGCCUCUCAGCUGCUGACCAUCUUGCAGGGACUGCAGCCUCCUUUAAAACUUGAUGGAAAAACAAUUGGGGUGGAUUAUGCCAAAAGUGCUAGGAAAGAUCUAUUACUUCCAGAUGGGAAUCGUGUCAGUGCCUUCUCUGUAGCAAGCACAGCAAUUGCUGCUGCCCAGUGGUCUUCAAGUCAGAGUUCAGAGGGAAUGUCCGAGUUUGGUUACCUGCAAGAAGGUUACAACCCAAUGUCACAAGAAUACCCGUUCUAUCAGCAUGGAGCUGGGCCCAGUACUUCACAGGGAAAUGGACUUCUGGGAGCUGCCCCUGGUGUCAAAAUCGUCCCAACCCCAGCUGGAGUCGUGAUCUCACAGGGUGCUCAAGUCUACCAACCACACAUAAUUGCACAGCCUGCAGUUCAGACAUUGGCUCUUGGUCAGCAACUGGAGGCGAAACCCCAGACUGGACACCUCCCAGGGCUUGAAGCUGCCUCUGUGUCUGUGGCUCCUGUGGCUGCAGCCGCUGUCGCCACCGCUGCCGCCGCCGCCGCUGCUGCUUCUGCUACAGCGUCUACAUCAACAGCCCCUGGACAGAAAACCGAUGCCACCCCUGAUACAUCCAACUACCAGUAUGACGAGUCCUCUGGCUACUAUUACGAUCCUCAGACUGGCUACUACUAUGAUCCAUAUUCACACUAUUACUACAACUCUCAGACCCAGCAGUACUUGUACUGGGACAGUGAGAAGCAGGCGUACUUGCCUGCUCCGACGGACGCAGCUGCAGCACAAGGAAUGGCAGCGAGUGGUUCUGCAGGAGGCAAAGAAUCUAAGGAGGGCAAAGAGAAAAAGGAGAAGCCCAAAAGCAAGACGGCUCAGCAGAUUGCUAAAGACAUGGAACGCUGGGCAAAAAGUCUCAACAAACAAAAGGAGAACUUCAGAAGCAGCUUCCAGCCUAUCAGCCAAGAAGAGAGGAAGGAAGCAGCAGCUGCUGAUGCUGGCUAUACAAUGUUUGAAAAGAAGCAAUCGAGCGCACUAGACAGACUUCUGCAAGAGCCACCGAUGAGAGUCAUGGAAGAAGAGCUACCAUCCAGUUCAGUCAGUGGCUCUAAGUGUGGCCUGGUGGCAGCUUACAGUGGAGACAGUGACCCUGAGGAGGCGGGAGCAGAGAUGGACAGCGCUGAAGUAUGUCAGGCUAAAAUGACCGACUGGUCUAAGUUGGCCUGUUUGCUGUGUAGGAGACAGUUUCCAAAUAAAGAGGCUCUGAUUCGACAUCAGCAGCUCUCUGAUCUCCACAAGAAAAACCUGGAGGUUCUCCGUCGUUCUAAAAUGAGCGAAGCAGAGCUGGAAGAGUUGGAGAGGAAGGAGACGGAGUUGAAGUACAGAGACAGAGCAGCAGAGAGGAGGGAAAAGUACGGCAUCCCAGAACCACCGGCGCCCAAGAAGAAGAAAUAUAACCAACCAGCACAAGUCGUUAACUAUGAGCAGCCAACCAAAGACGGCCUCAACAGUGACAACAUUGGGAACAAAAUGCUGCAGGCCAUGGGCUGGAAGGAGGGUAAAGGUCUGGGUCGCAACCAACAAGGCAUCACCGCCCCCAUCGAGGCACAGUUAAGAACCAAAGGGGCGGGACUUGGCACCAAAGGCACCAACUACACCCUCUCUCCGUCUGACACGUAUAAAGACGCGGUCCGUAAAGCCAUGUUUGCUCGUUUCACUGAAUUGGAAUGAGCCCGACGUUGAACUUUAAAACUUGUAAAUAAAUCAAUUCUUUAGAAGCUUCAGAGAUGAAGCCACGGCCGAGAGGAAGUACGGAUCAUUUUCACCACUCCAGAUUCUCACAGAUUUACACCAAAUGACCCCGAACCAGAAAACAUUUAUAGUCAUAAUGUUGUACACAACUUAAUUUAUAGGUUGUAUAUACAUAGUGUAUUUACUACUGUAGUUUACAGAAUUGUUUGGAAUUUUGUUCUGUUUGGUAAUUCUUCUUUUCUCUCGUGUCCAGAUUGUACAGUUUAUACAAAUGGUUUUUGUUUGUACAUAAAUAAAUUACAUGUGCGACUUUGA
Messenger RNA from Cynoglossus semilaevis (tongue sole), 3113 nucleotides. RefSeq names its product RNA binding motif protein 5 (gene rbm5). Lineage: Eukaryota; Metazoa; Chordata; Actinopteri; Pleuronectiformes; Cynoglossidae. Gene Ontology annotation, molecular function: RNA binding. The transcript is spliced from 25 exons. Bases 192 to 2777 code for a protein of 861 amino acids. Gene Ontology annotation, biological process: mRNA splicing, via spliceosome. Gene Ontology annotation, cellular component: nucleus. The record is from RefSeq and is a predicted model, not a curated record.